AUGGAAAAUGCAAAGGAUAAAGGCAAAGCCAGGGCUAAGGAAAAGGAGAAGGCUAAUGAAAAGGCAAAAGCAAAGCCUUUGGAUAAGGCAAAUUCAAAGGCUAUUACUAUAGGUGAGCAAAAGUUUCAUUCUUUGAACUUUUGGCGUUCUGCCACCCCUCAAUUAGAUUUUUCUCUUUGGGAAGAUUUGCAACGUCAUAUCUCUUCUAUAAGGGGUGAAUCUCUCUAUUCUGGCUGUUUCCAAGUGAUAGCUAAUUUUCGUGAUCCCUAUCCUCUGGCUGUGAAUGGCGGGCUUCUGGUCCUUUCGUUUUUCCAAUUGUUGGAAUUGUAUGUUUAUCAUUUGACUUCUUCCUGUAUCAAGUUCAAUAUGGUUACUCGUCUGGUCUACGAUUCAAUUGUGAAGCAGGUUUCUUGUUAUGGAGAACGACACGAGUCAGCGGCUGUCAAGUGUGCCAUCAUGCGCAUCUAUUAUAAAUCAUCUGGCGAGUCCGUUCAAGAAAUUUGUCCGAUUCAGAAGGACUCUACUGAGCUAAUUAGUAAUAUCAUGGGUGUUAUGGCAACACCAAGCGUCGAAAAUCUUAAUCUUCCCCGGGUUGAAUCCCUGAAGCGCAAGAAGUCUCGAAAAUCUAAGAUUCUUACUUCCAUCAAGCGACCAAGUUCCCAAUUGGAGCCCCGGCCCUUCAUGGUCGCCGAUAUAGAAACUGUGCUUUUGAAUGAUGUUCAUGUCCCAUACGCGAUAGGUUAUUUGGCGGUUUAUCCUAGUUUGGAUCUUUCUUCUGUGGCUCCUUCUUCAAUCCAUAUUGCGGAUUCCUUUAAUUCUUUUUCAAGUCUUGAAGAAGAAAGUCAAGUAAUUCUUUCUCGUUUUAUCUAUGACUUAGAAAUAGCCGGGAGGAGAGACCCUCGUCUUCGUACGGUGUACUUUCAUAACUUUGCUAGGUUUGAUGGCCUUUUCCUGCUUAAGCAUUUGGCGUCCUUUCACAAGGACUUCAAGAUCAAACAAUUGAUACGCGAGCAUAGGCUUUAUGAACUCAAGAUAUACUUGGGGGAAAGGCAUCUCUCCCGUUUCCGCGAUUCCUGCACCUUGCUUCCUCGAUCUUUGGCAGAGUUGGCCCAUACUUUUUGUCCUGAGUUGGGUUUUAAAGGCUCUAUCAACCACGAGGCAGUUAACAUAUCAAAUCUUCUUUCUCUUCGUGAGGAAUAUGUUAGAUAUCUUCGUCAGGAUGUCCUGCUCCUUGGGGGCGUCAUGAGAAAAGCGCAAGAAACCUAUUUCUUUAAGUAUCACAUCGAUGUCGAGAAUGUGAUGACGAUGUCGGCGCUUUCGCUUUGCAUCUUUAGAACUCAUUACUAUGAACCUGACCUCUUUCCUAUCUGUACUCUCACAAAGAAUCAAGAUUCAUUUAUUCGUCGUGGGUUUUACGGGGGGCACUCAGAUGUGUACAUCCCUUAUGGGGAGAACCUUCUGUAUUAUGAUAUGAACUCCCUUUAUCCCCACGUAAUGAAGAAGUAUUCCCUGCCCUGCGGCGAGCCCUUCUGGCGAAAUAACCUUACCAAAGUUGACUUGGGCACCCUCUUUGGGUUUGUUGAGGCUUCUGUUGUGUGUCCCAAGGAACUUCGCCGUCCCUUCUUGCCGUACAAGAGCUCCGAUACCCUCAUUUUUGGCACUGGUCAUUUCGUAGGGGGGCUAUUCUUUUUUGAGAAGAGGAGCGGCAGUCCUUUCGCAAGCAUCAUUUCUAGCCUUUACGAACUCCGGAAGGAGGCUAAGAAAGCCGGGUUUGAGGCGAUGUCCUUUAUCUUAAAGUUGUGCAUGAAUUCGCUCUUCGGGCGUUUCGGCAUGGACCCUGAAGGUCAAGUGAGCGAAAUAUGCUCUUUCUCUAGGUAUGAGGAGUUGCUGGUUCAAUCUGGUUUUCGUUCAACGGAUAAGCUUGACGAUGAUGUUUACCUCGUAAAUUAUAGGAGGAACAUCCGUCAUCUUAGUGCCGAGGAGUGGCGACCUCCUAGGAACUUAGCAAUUCAAAUCUCCGCGGCUAUUAGUGCCUACGCUUGA
Messenger RNA from Zingiber officinale, 2043 nucleotides. Its product is annotated as DNA polymerase-like. NCBI's taxonomy places the organism in Eukaryota, Viridiplantae, Streptophyta, Magnoliopsida, Zingiberales, Zingiberaceae. Gene Ontology annotation, molecular function: nucleotide binding; DNA-directed DNA polymerase activity; DNA binding. Gene Ontology annotation, biological process: DNA replication. Bases 1 to 2043 code for a protein of 680 amino acids. The record is from RefSeq and is a predicted model, not a curated record. The transcript has 4 exons.